Salvelinus sp. IW2-2015 is the source of this 450-nucleotide messenger RNA. RefSeq names its product phospholipid-transporting ATPase IH. The record is from RefSeq and is a predicted model, not a curated record. Gene Ontology annotation, cellular component: recycling endosome; plasma membrane; endoplasmic reticulum. Gene Ontology annotation, biological process: phospholipid translocation. The annotation marks the transcript as partial. The transcript is spliced from 4 exons. Gene Ontology annotation, molecular function: ATP hydrolysis activity; ATP binding; ATPase-coupled intramembrane lipid carrier activity. NCBI's taxonomy places the organism in Eukaryota, Metazoa, Chordata, Actinopteri, Salmoniformes, Salmonidae.
AUUGUGAAGCUGAUCAAAUCGUCUCCAGAACACCCCAUCACGCUAGCCAUUGGAGACGGGGCUAAUGAUGUUAGCAUGAUCCUGGAGGCUCACGUGGGCAUCGGCAUCAUGGGUAAAGAGGGUCGCCAGGCAGCRCGGAACAGCGACUACGCCAUCCCGAAGUUCAAACACCUGAAGAAGAUGCUGCUGGUUCACGGACACUACUACUACGUCCGCAUCUCAGAGCUUGUCCAGUACUUCUUCUACAAAAAUGUCGCCUUCAUCUUCCCUCAGUUCCUCUACCAGUUCUUCUGUGGCUUCUCCCAACAGCCGCUGUAUGACACAGCCUAUCUGACACUGUACAAUAUCAGCUUUACCUCUCUACCCAUCCUGCUCUUCAGCCUCAUCGAGCAGCACAUCAACAUGGACAUCCUCAAGAAAGACCCCUCCCUCUACAGGUACACUACAUGA